CAGACAGUUCCGAUGAGGAUUCUGACCUUGAUGAUUUAAUUCAGGGGACAGACGAACCUGGGAUCAAUGACAUGGACGACGAAGUGCAAAUAUUUGAUGAACUGGAACAGUUCUUCAAUGAAGAAAAAGACGUCGGGCCAAAAUUACAGGAAAAAGUGGCCCUCAAAUUAAAUGCGGCAUUACGACCCAGUAAAGUUAAUGAUGAAAAAAUGAAAGAACUGGACAAAAUCUACAAAAGACCAGAAAACAUCACUGCCCUACAGGUCCCCAAAAUUGAUCAUUUAUUAUGGAAUCAACUAAGAUCAUCAACAAAAUCAGUUGAUAUUCAGCGACAAAGAGCGAUUGCUCAUUUGAAUAGAGCAGCUACGCCCCUUGUCCUAGCCAUGGACAAAGCAUGUAAUAAAGAAGGGACAGAUGUACCAACAUUAAAGCAAGCAAUAUUGGAUUUGUUCAAAAUUAUUGCAAAUAGCAUCCACAAAAUUAACUGUGAACGUAGGGAAAGUGUGAAGAAAGAACUUUCCAACAAAUUCAAGUCUCUAUGCUCAAAUGAACACCUUCCAUCAGAUACAGGGCUCUUUGGGGAUAAUUUGGUGGAAGUUUCCAAAGCCUUACAAGGAGAGAAAUCUAUUCAAAUGACAAAUAACUCAACAAAGGAUCAUUUUUUAGGCCAGCAGAGGGUGGGGAACAACUUCACCAAGCAAAAUUUCAACAAAACCUUCAAGUCAAGGAAUCCUGUUUCCCGCCCAGAGAACAAACAAAUUUACAAAGGGAAAGCCAAUGUGUCUGGGCCGAACAAAGCCAAGAACCGUUAUUAGAUUCUCCUCCCAAAAGUGUUGCAGAAAACAAUAGAAGAUACUGCGGAAGCCAUCUUAGUGGCACCUCUAUGGACUACACAAGUGUGGUACCCACAAUUGAUGAACUUGUCAAUAAAGUCAGUAUUCUUUCUUCCGUCUCCUCAAAAAAUUCUUCGGUUGCCACACAAACCGGACUACCGCCACCCACUGAAAAAGAUGACACUAGGUGCUUUCCGUAUAUCAGGGAAACAUUAUUCCAACAAGGUUUCUCAAGAGAAUCUUGCAAUUUAAUAAUAAAUGGAUGGCGCAAAUCAACAAGGAGUCAGUAUACAUCAUACAUUAAAAGGUGGCUAAAAUUUUGUGAUCACAAAGGAUUGGUAGCUUCUACGCCGGAUGUACAUAUUGUUGUCAGUUUUUUAACAUCUUUGUUUUCUCUUGGUUUAAGUUAUAGUGCUUUGGUUACUGCACGUGCAGCAGUUAAUGCCUAUACAAGUAUGUGUGGACAUGUUGACUUUAGUGAAAACAAAAUUAUUAAAAAAUUUAUGAAGGGUAUCUUUAAUAAGAGACCAAAUAUACCAAAACACCCUGAAUUAUGGGAUGUAAACAUUGUUUUCAAUUAUAUUUGUCAGGUUGAAGAUGAUUCUCUUAUGUUUUUAUCUGGAAAAUUAUGCUUAUUAUUUCUAUUAUUAAGUGCACAGAGGUGCCAGACUUUACAUUUGAUUAAUGUUAAUGAUUUAAAAGUCAUGUGUAAUCAAAUUAUUGUUUAUCCAAAUCAUUUGUUAAAGCAGUCUAGACCAAAUUAUCAUUUGGAACCAA
Messenger RNA from Ruditapes philippinarum (Manila clam), 1610 nucleotides. RefSeq lists its product as uncharacterized. Lineage: Eukaryota; Metazoa; Mollusca; Bivalvia; Venerida; Veneridae. Bases 72 to 815 code for a protein of 247 amino acids. The record is from RefSeq and is a predicted model, not a curated record. The transcript has 2 exons.